Messenger RNA from Pistacia vera, 2321 nucleotides. Its product is annotated as serine/threonine protein phosphatase 2A 55 kDa regulatory subunit B beta isoform. The transcript has 14 exons. Gene Ontology annotation, molecular function: protein phosphatase regulator activity; protein binding. NCBI's taxonomy places the organism in Eukaryota, Viridiplantae, Streptophyta, Magnoliopsida, Sapindales, Anacardiaceae. Gene Ontology annotation, cellular component: cytosol; protein phosphatase type 2A complex. The record is from RefSeq and is a predicted model, not a curated record. Gene Ontology annotation, biological process: peptidyl-serine dephosphorylation. Bases 184 to 1725 code for a protein of 513 amino acids.
CAACACAACAUAAUAAUAAUAAAGUUUUGUUUUUGUUUCGGUUUUGAGUUGUGUUGUGUUCAAUGGUUGAAUUAGGAAUCGGAAUCUCAUUGGUGCUGUAAUGAUGCGAUCUUCGAUUUGCUGAUUUGCUUUGGCCGUUGAUUUUGGUUACUUUGGGUCAACAACAAGGGACAAAACAGAGAAAUGAACGGCGGUGAAGAGGUUAUCACGGUGACUCCACCGCAGCCGCUCGAGUGGAAGUUCUCUCAGGUCUUCGGUGAGCGAACCGCCGGGGAAGAAGUCCAGGAAGUUGAUAUAAUUUCAGCAAUUGAAUUUGACAAAUCUGGCGAUCAUCUUGCUACUGGUGAUCGUGGGGGGCGGGUGGUUCUCUUUGAGCGAACAGACAAUAAGGAUCAUGGAGGAUCCAGAAGGGAUCUGGAGAGAAUGGAUUAUCCAAUAACUAGGCAUCCUGAAUUUCGUUACAAAACCGAGUUUCAGAGCCAUGAACCUGAGUUUGACUAUCUAAAGAGCUUGGAAAUAGAGGAGAAAAUCAACAAGAUCAGAUGGUGCCAAACAGCCAAUGGUGCACUGUUUCUCCUUUCUACUAAUGAUAAAACCAUCAAAUUUUGGAAGGUACAGGAAAAGAAGGUCAAGAAAAUUUCUGACAUGAAUUUGGACCCUUUGAAAGCUGUAGCAAAUGGAAGUGUUGCUAGUUCAAGUAAUGCUAGUAGCCCUAAACCAUAUCUUGCAAAUGGUGGAUGUCUGGACAAAUCAUAUAGUUCUCUGAGCAAUGAAUUUUCGAUUCCACCUGGGGGCAUUCCUUCACUACGUUUACCGACGGUAGUAACUAGCAACGAGAUUAGCCUAAUGGCUAGAUGCCGAAGGGUAUAUGCUCAUGCUCAUGACUAUCAUAUCAAUUCUAUCUCAAACAAUAGUGAUGGUGAAACAUUUAUAUCAGCUGAUGACCUGCGCAUCAAUCUUUGGAACUUGGAAAUUAGCAAUCAGAGUUUUAAUAUUGUUGAUGUCAAGCCUGCAAACAUGGAGGAUCUAACUGAGGUGAUAACAUCAGCAGAAUUCCACCCUACCCAUUGUAAUACGUUAGCAUAUAGCAGUUCUAAAGGCUCAAUACGGCUUAUUGAUUUGCGACAAUCGGCUUUAUGUGAUUCUCAUGCUAAAUUAUUUGAGGAACAAGAGGCGCCUGGUUCUAGAUCAUUUUUCACAGAGAUAAUUGCUUCAAUCUCAGAUAUUAAAUUUGCAAAGGACGGAAGAUAUAUACUUAGUCGUGACUACAUGACUCUUAAGUUGUGGGAUAUUAACAUGGAUUCAGGUCCUGUUGCAACUUUCCAGGUUCAUGAAUAUUUAAGACCUAAGCUGUGUGAUUUAUAUGAAAAUGAUUCAAUCUUUGAUAAAUUCGAGUGUUGCCUAAGUGGUGAUGGAUUGCGAGUAGCAACAGGUUCUUACAGCAAUCUAUUCCGUGUGUUUGGUUGUGCACCGGGAAGUACUGAAGCAGCAACGUUGGAGGCCAGCAAAAAUCCAAUGAGGAGACAAGUUCAAACACCUUCAAGGCCUUCCAGAUCCCUUAGCAGUAUAACACGUGUUGUCAGACGAGGAGCAGACAGUCCUGGAGUUGAUGCAAAUGGAAAUUCUUUUGAUUUCACGACAAAGUUGCUCCACCUAGCAUGGCACCCAACUGAAAACUCAAUUGCUUGUGCUGCUGCAAACAGCUUGUACAUGUACUAUGCAUAAAGAUGGUGCGGGAAGAAAUGUAUUUCUUGGUUAACUUUUUUGGGUUGCUGUCGGAGAAGGCUUCUUUUCCCUUUCCCACCAACCAGUGAACUGGAGGCUACAUAAAAUCGUCACACUGGCGCAAGUGCCCCUUAACUCUGUAGCACAUGCUAUAGUAGGAAGGUUGUGAAAUGGCUGUCACAGAAUCCACGAGGAAGCUACCUGAUUUUGUUCCCGGGUGGGCAGCUUGAUUCUCUUUUUACUUAAUUCCUCUUCCCAAGCCCCCAAAUUCCUUCUUCCUUUUUCUGUUUUGCGCAUCUCCUGGUAAAAUAGUAGAUGCAGUUAUGUUUUAAAAUUGUGUUGGGUCGAAGUCCAAGAAGAAAAAUGUGAUUGUAGCUCUCCUACAACAAAAACUAAAGGAUGUUCAAUAUUUGCCACUAGGUUUAAGGUAAAUGUAGUUUUUUUUUUUUUUUUUCUUUUUUUUCAUUUUUUUUACAAAUCUUGGUGGGAAGGAGCUGUUGAAAACUUGCAGUGCAUCAUUUUUUUAUUGAUUCUUUGUUGUGUUUGGAACAUAACCCUUUAGUUCUAAGAUAAAUGUAGCCUCUGUUUUUCUUUCC